AUGCCCGUCCAGUUUCAAGGCCCGGCCGGUCAGCCGCCGUUUAUCGUCCACCAGGCCGGACCUCCGUUCGUUCCCGGACCUGGUUUCCAACCCGGACUCGCAGGUCCGGGUCCGGUCCAGGUGGUGGUUCGGGGACCGGCUCCCCCACAGGGAAUGCAUGUUCCUGUUCCGCAACCCCCUGCCGCCCAGAACGUAGCAGGGCAGCAGCUAGAAGUUAAACUUGCCGCCCAGCAGGGGGACAUCCAGCAGCUGCUGAUGGAGAAUCAACGGCUGGCGGCGACCCACGUGGCGCUCAGGCAGGAGCUGGCCUCUGCGCAGGGGGAGAUCCAACGGCUGAAAGGCGCCGUUGGGGAGAAGGACCAGGUGGUCAGGGGCCUGAUGGAUACCAAGGCGAAGCUCGAAGCGGACCUGAGAGGCGCAGACACACUGAGGCAGGAGCUGCAGGCGGCAAGGCAGGAGCUUCAGGGCACGAGGGGCGAGAUCCAGGCGCUGACGUCACGCAGGCAGGCAGAGGAAGCUGCGCGGAUGGCGCAGCAUCAGCAGCACCAGCAGCAGCAGCAGCAGCUGCAGCAGCAGUCGGCGCAGCUGCAGCAGCAGCAGGCGAAGAUUCAGCAGCAGGCGGCGCAGAUAGGGCAGAUGAACCAGGACCUGAACCGCAUGCAUGCAGACGUGCAGCUGCUGCCCAAACUUCGGCAGGAAAUAGAUGGCCUUACACAAGAACUCGCACUCGCCAGGCAAGCGGUGGAGUAUGAGAAGAAGGCCAACAUGGAUCUCGUGGAGCAGCGGGGCGCCAUGGAGAAGAAUCUCAUUGCUUCCGCUCGGGACGUGGAGCGUCUCAAGGCACAGAUCGCCAACCUGCCGCCCAUGAUGAGCCAAGGAAGCGGCUAUUCUGGGAUGCCCUACCAGGGGGUUAGCGGAGGGUACACGGACUAUGGGUCGCAGCUGAACCAGCAGUUUUCAAGCUACAGCAGCCCAAUGACACCCCCCAAUCCCAAUGCUACGGCUGGAGCAGGAGGAGCAGCAGGAGGCGGGAUGGGAAUGCCUGGGGCAAUGGGCGGUGGGAUGGGCGGCGGAAUAGGGGGCGGAAUGGGCGGAGGCAUGGGCGGCGGCAUGACGACUCCGUACGGAAUACGCCCACCAGUGCCAGCCGCCCCGUACGGCUCGUCGGCCCCAAUGUCCCCUGGUUCGGGGAAGGGCGGAUCCGGGCAAAUGCGUAACCAGCCGCGUUCGGGGUAUUGA
Messenger RNA from Closterium sp. Naga37s-1, 1239 nucleotides. The record is from the annotation of a GenBank genome assembly. Lineage: Eukaryota; Viridiplantae; Streptophyta; Zygnematophyceae; Desmidiales; Closteriaceae.